Cyphomyrmex costatus is the source of this 1194-nucleotide messenger RNA. RefSeq names its product protein Skeletor, isoforms B/C-like. The record is from RefSeq and is a predicted model, not a curated record. Lineage: Eukaryota; Metazoa; Arthropoda; Insecta; Hymenoptera; Formicidae. Bases 163 to 1194 code for a protein of 343 amino acids. The transcript has 7 exons.
GCCAGUAGAUCGUUACCAUCGAUUCCGUCGUCGAUCGCUCCUCAUCGAAUAUAAGUGCGCGCGUGUGGUUCGUGUGUGUGUACAUGUGCCAUCAUCACCGCCGUCCGCAGCAGUAACGGAAAAGAAGAGGGCUCGACCCGCAGUGGCCGGAACCACCGAAAAAUGGACGCGACGCCGCAGCGAGUUAUUUCCGGUUUGCUUUUGUUCUCUCUCGCCACAUUACACCUCGGUUACGCCAGGAACGGACCUAAUUAUUAUGGUAAAUUAAUCGGAACCCUACAAGAAUACGCACACGGCAUCAAAGGUAAAGUGUAUGCCGUUGAUGAUGCAACGAUAUUCAUAAAAGGAUUUUGCUACGACGGCACCGGCCCAGAUGCUUACUUCUGGGUUGGUAACACCAGUCAACCCAACCCUGACGGUUACAUUGUACCUUAUCCCGAGACUGAUAAGGGAAGCGAUCCACGAGUAUUGGAGGCAUACAACUACACAGACGUUAUCCUGAGGCUACCCGGAGGAAAGCGCAUACGAGACAUUAGAUGGCUGAGUGUUUGGUGCAGAAGAUUUACAGUCGAUUUCGGCGACGUUUUCAUACCGUCUGACUUGAAGGUACCGAAAUUGCAAGUACUUCCUGAAUUUUCGAGAUUGGCGCACGGCCUCCGCAGCGGCAACAUUAGUAUUCUAGACAGCAAAACGAUCUACAUUCCAAAUUUGCACUAUGAUGGUGGCGGGCCAGACGCUUACUUUUGGGUAGGCAAUGGCUCUGAACCCAGCCAUUUUGGUAUCAAAGUCCCUAAUGAACAGGGCAGUUUGGUACCAUUAAGAGGGUACCAAGGAGAGGACAUUGAAAUCGUCUUACCAGGGAACUUGACGGUGUACGACAUCAACUGGCUCGCGGUGUGGUGCGUUGAAUACAGACACAAUUUCGGGCAUGUUCUAAUUCCAAAGGACCUCGAUGUCCCUCCGGCUCUUGGCCAAACGAAAAUUACGGUAAACCAAAAUGAGUUCUCCAAUCCACCGGUCUGUUACGAUCCAAACUUUUGUGCCUCAUCCGCCGUGGUGGUACAAUCCAGUAAGUACAACGCGAUGAACGAUUUUGCCGCAUGGACGAUAAUUUCUCGUAGUGAAGUUACAUGUGAGACUUUUAUUUUGUCAGACGAGCAGUACACCGGCGCCAAAGCAGGUAACCAACUGUAA